Messenger RNA from Grammomys surdaster, 1172 nucleotides. RefSeq names its product Rab9 effector protein with kelch motifs (gene Rabepk). Gene Ontology annotation, molecular function: protein binding. NCBI's taxonomy places the organism in Eukaryota, Metazoa, Chordata, Mammalia, Rodentia, Muridae. Bases 40 to 1152 code for a protein of 370 amino acids. The transcript is spliced from 8 exons. The record is from RefSeq and is a predicted model, not a curated record.
AGCCACGUCCAGGACAAGCCGGGGGUACGGCAGGGCAUCAUGAAGCAGCUGCCCAGCUUGGAGCCUGGAGACAAGCCCAGGAAAGCUACAUGGUACACUUUGACUUGCCCUGGAGACAGGCCCUGCCCUCGAGUUGGCCACAGCUGCUCAUAUUUGCCUCCAGUUGGGGAGGCUGAGAGAGGGAAGAUCUUCAUUGUUGGGGGAGCAAAUCCAAACCAAAGCUUCUCAGAUGUACACACCAUGGACUUGGGAACACACCAGUGGGACACGGCCACCAGAGAGGGCCUCCUGCCUCGGUAUGAGCAUGCCAGCUUCCUUCCCACCUGCUCUCCUCACAGCAUCUGGGUGUUUGGAGGUGCAGACCAGUCAGGAAAUCGAAAUUGUCUACAAGUCAUGACUCCUGAAGCCAGGACGUGGAACACCCCAGAAGUGACUGGCUCCCCACCAUCCCCAAGAACAUUCCACACAUCGUCUGCAGCUAUUGGAAACCAACUUUAUGUCUUUGGGGGAGGAGAGAGAGGUGCCCAGCCUGUGGAGGAUGUGAAGUUGCAUGUAUUUGACGCAAACACUCUGACAUGGUCUCAGCCGGAGACACAUGGAAGUCCUCCAUCUCCCCGGCAUGGCCAUGUGAUGGUGGCAGCGGGCACAAAACUCUUCAUCCAUGGAGGACUGGCAGGGGACAAGUUCUUUGAUGAUCUCCAUUGCAUUGAUAUAGGUGACAUGAGCUGGCAGAAGCUUGGUCCCACUGGAGCUGCUCCAGUAGGCUGUGCCGCCCAUGCCGCCGUGGCUGUGGGACACCAUGUGUAUAUGUUUGGAGGAAUGACAGCCACUGGAGCGCUGAACACGAUGUACAAGUAUCAUACAGAAAAGCAGCACUGGACCAUACUUCAGUUUGAUACUUCCCUACCCCCUGGACGACUGGACCACUCCAUGUGUGUAAUCCCAUGGCCAGUGACAUCUACCUCUGAGAAUGAAGAGUCUGUCAUUCUAACCCUCCAAGCUGAGAAAGGGGAUGCUGCUGAGAAAGCAGAGACCCAGAGUGGAGGGUUGCAUGAAGAGAGUCUGGCUACCAUGUUUCUCUGUUUUGUGUUCGGUGGGAUGAAUACAGAAGGGGAGAUCUAUGGUGAUUGUCUUGUGACUGUAGUGGACUAAUAAAACCCACAUUUUUAUUA